Messenger RNA from Chilo suppressalis (striped riceborer), 15478 nucleotides. The record is from the annotation of a GenBank genome assembly. Lineage: Eukaryota; Metazoa; Arthropoda; Insecta; Lepidoptera; Crambidae.
UAAUGGUAGUUUUCGAAUUACAGAGCAUAAUGCGACUCAGUGGCGUACAAUGCCGAAUUAUGCUAAUGCUUAAUUGGAACGUGAAUUAGUUUUCAAAUGCACCAGCAGAGUGCGCUAAGUUCAGUGUUGAAAAGAAAAGUCCAUGUUUGUACCUUCAUCCAUACUUAUAUAUAUUUUUUUAACAGUUUGAAUCAAUUAUGCUAUUUAAAAAAAUACAAUGAAACGAAAGCUUUAAAAAAAAAUUAACAAUAAAUAAUAUUACUAAUGAUAAUAAAUAAAACAUUUCGAUCAAUGCCAACUUAAAGAAAAAACACGUUAAUUUUUUGUCACUGAGUUGGUACGAUUGCACGCAUCACACGAAAACAUUACUUUUGAGAGUGCUCGAUUGUGCGAAGCGUUGCUGUAGUUGAAACAUUCAACGUUAAGCAUUAUGCCGCAUAAUGCGCUCUAGUGCUGUAAUUGGAAAACUACCAAUGAUUUUCGCACUAUACUAGAUCAAUAUAGUUGAGCGUAGUCUGAAAGCACCUUGAUAACGUCAGUGAUAAUUUGCCAUUAACCAUGGAGUAACUUUGUACGUGCACCCAGCCCAAUGUGUAGGUAUGGAACCGAUGGAACGUAGCUCAGUCAGCAGCGAGCUCCGUGUUGUUUUUUUUGUUGGAGAGUUUUUGGCGGGAUUUUAUUGAGUGCGGUUGGCGUCUUAUUUUAAUUAUUCUUAAAUUUAUUCAUAGUGGAUAUUGUGAAAUAAAAUUGGUGUGAUUUUGUGUUACAAUCGUCUGCGCAACUGAAGAAUUAGUGGAAUCUUUAAAAUAUACGCUAUUCCGGUCAAGUGGACGUGAGAAUUUUAUUGUAGUAUUGACUACCUCACAGAAGCUUAUCGAAAAAGCCAACUAGAUAUAUUUCGUGCCAAACACUCCAAGAAGCAUUAGAAUGCGUCACACCCACAUUCUAAUCUAAAAAAAAUAAAAAAAGGAAGAUUAUUACAAAAAUAAGACGAUGGCUGCAUGGCUUUGCCUUUGCCUUUCGCAAUAGAGAAGAUUAGAACUAAAAAAAAAACACUUGUUUUUUUCAUGAUUUUUUGGAUGAUUAUUUGCAACAGCUGAUUUACAUUCCUUUAACGUCACAAUUCGUAGAGUUUAAAUGUUUUGUGAACACAAUAACUUUUAUUUAUAUUUAUAAAGUGUACUUAGCUGAAAAAUGGACUUACUUUGUGUGAUCUUACUCCUCCAAUUUGGGUUUGUAUACAAUAGAGAAAAUAAUUGUGGUUGCGGUGUAAAUAAUGACCGUCGCACCGAAAACAUUUAUAGUGAAGCUGCCAAUGAAAAGUCUGCUCAUUGUACUAAACUUAAUGAAAAUAAACACAGUGAAUAUGAUGAAGAUUCCAAAGACGGUAUGGUGCUGAUACCCACUGAUGAAUAUCAGGUGGGUACAGAUGAUAUAGUUAUAGAAACGGACAUGGAAGGCCCUAAGAAAACGGUCAACAUCAAAAGUUUCUAUUUAGACAAGUUUGAAGUGUCUAAUAGAGAUUUUAGUAAUUUUGCCAAGUUGACUAACUAUAAGACUGAAGCGGAAAUAUUUGGAGACAGUUUUGUAUUUACAUUGUUCCUCAAUAAUACAAUUAAAGAACAGCUUAUAGAUUUUAGAGUUGUACAAGCUCCAUGGUGGUAUAAGGUGACUGGUGCUAAUUGGCAACACCCCCAUGGACCAGGCUCUAAUUUAUCAGAGUCUAUGGAUCAUCCUGUGGUGCAUGUAUCAUGGAAAGAUGCUAAAGCAUAUUGCUCAUGGCGUGGAGCCCGAUUACCUACUGAAGCCGAAUGGGAAGCAGCAUGUAGGGGUGGUAAGCACAAUACAAAAUAUCCCUGGGGUGACAAAUUGUUUCCUGAUAAAAAGUAUAUGGCAAACAUUUGGCAAGGCACUUUUCCUAAUUACAAUUCUGCAAAAGAUGGAUUCAUAGGCACUAACCCUGUACAUAUGUUUCCUGAGAAUGGUUUUGGUCUUUACAAUAUGGCAGGAAACGUUUGGGAGUGGACUGAAGAUUCAUGGUCUAAGGAUUCUCCUAAAGAAAAAGUUAAGAAAGGUGGUUCCUACUUAUGUCACAAGUCGUAUUGCUACAGAUACAGGUGCUCAGCUCGAUCACAUAAUACGGAAGACAGUUCUGCAGUUCAAUAUCACUAUGAAAUUCAGUGAUGAGGAAUGAUGCUAUGCACUAUUUAAUUUGUGAUUUAAUAGGUAACAUGGACCUAUAAAGUGAUCUGUUCUUAUUGAGACUUACGAUUAGUUGACCGGAAUUUAUGAUAAGUCCCAAAAUGUUGCUACUUCUAUACUGCUAAUUGUUGAUUAAAGGAGUAAAAAAACAACAUAAUAUUCAUUGUCCUUAUUAUGUAUUUAUUUGCAUAUCUUUGUAUAAAAAUUACAAUAGGUACACAAACCAAUUUCAAUAUGAAUGAAACAAUAUUUUACAAAAGUGGCUUUAAUUUAUAUUUGUAUGAUUAAAGUUCGGAGCACAACGUUUGGCGAAUUUAAUCACCAUAAGUACAAAAAUAAAACGGAAGACUAUAAAUAAAGGAAGAACUUUGAUGGCUAAUUCUACAAAACCCGUUAAUUUGAUCUUAUAUAUAGAUAAUUUUGGUAUUAAAUAUUAUAUUAAAUUAAACAAAAUAAAUAAUCAACACAACCACUUUAGUGUCAUAUUCUAAACUACAUUGAAAAUCAAUGUUAAGAAAUAAAAUACAGUUAUUGUACUUAAAUAUAAUAAAAACAAUAUUAAUAACUAUGUGUAAAAGUCAAAUAAUACCACAACAAAAAAUGUUGCAUUAAAACACUAACGUGUCACUUACAACACUUUUAACUAAUAUUGCAUCAUCAGAAGUCACACAUUGACAUUGGCUAAUUCAAUAUAUUGCCUUACAUAUGUCGCAAUAUAACAUAAUAAAAAAAAACAUUUCGCUACUAAACAUUUUUAAAACUCAGGCAAGGUACUGUUAUUAUAUAUAUAUAUAUAUAAAAUGAUAAGCACCUCAGCGAAACAGUUACACAUAUUCACAAUUAUUAUGACUGUACUCCUCGAGCUAACUGCUAAAAGCAUCACCAAACAGUUGAAAGUACAAAACGCUAUGCGAUCACAAAUCUAACUAACAAGUUAUAAUAUCGAUAAAAAUAAAAUUUACACCGUCGAUACCUCCUAACCAUAUGUACACUACAUAAUCACAUUAAACACUAGUAAUAGCGCAAUUACAUUUGGUCGUUAUCCCGAAAUAAACGCAGCCGUACGCCCGUAUUUGGACAGUUUUUGUUUUGGUUGCUCGACGCCGUCUCCAGCCCGUGUUCGAGUAAAAACAAUAUAAAUAUUGUUUCGAAUGCCCGAAUUCGUGCAUCCAAAUAUGGGCUAACAACCAAAUGUAAAUGCGCCUUAAGUGUGGGGCCGCGAGUCCACGUAUGACAUUUGAACUUACUCGAUCGCGUUCACGUAAACGAGAAAUCGUAAUAGCAACCUCAUCUAUUAGAAAAGACCAGAGUAUGUACUAAAAAUAACUGUUAUUGAGUAAUUUCUCAUAAAGGAGAGGAUUUUAGUCCAUACUAAAUUGUAUUUUUAGUAUCCUUUCCUUUGUUUAAUUUUUUAACAUCACAAUGCAGAUGUCGUAUAUUCUAAUAUUUAUUAUCGAUUCAUCUUUUUCAUUGAGUUUCAGUGAGAUAGUUAGAACUAUGAAAAAAAUAUAACUUUCGACUGCCUUAUGCGACAAUUUCUCGAUCCAGUCUAUUUUAAAUAUUACACUAAUCGUCCAGUCGCAUGCCGCUACUACCAGAAUAUGUUUGUGACGCAUCACGACACAAUAGUCUGUUUCUGCUACUACACUAGAGUUUGCAUUGCAAAUUUUUGGUUGGUCUGAUUGAAAUUGAUAUAGCAAAAAUUGCUGCAUACGGAGAAAGAGGGGGCGGUGUAAGCCGCUUUUUGAUUGGCCGAGGUAUUGUGACGUCACGAUCUGAUGGCUAAAUAAGUGCAAAUUGUACACGACGGUUUGGGUUCGUGCCACAUGCUUCGUCUGGUCUUAUUACAAAUUAAGCUUAGCAGAAACGUUUGUCCUUGUAUGCGGUCUCUAGUCGGGGUGCUGUGUGGUAUAUUAUUUUAUACUUCCAUGGUCACUAACACUAUGGUAACUUAUGUUGUUAACGGGAUUGCUUCCAUGUACCACGGAGUCGCGGCGCUUGCAACAGUGCCAAAAUAUCGGGAGCUCACAAAAAACAUGGUAGCCAUCUCGUUAAUAACAUAAUAAUAUAUUACUACAGUGCUAUGUGGUUAUUAUCAGUCUCUAGAGUAACGUGGCGGCGAUCGAGUCAGCGUUCUAGGGUCGGAAGCGGGGAUGGGGUGGGGACGUUUGCGAGUGCAAUGUUCCUGGCACGCGGCGUUCGCGAGCGCAAUGUUCUUGGCGCGGGGCGUUCGUGAGCGGCGCGUUAGCUGCCAACGGACACGGGCCGAGCGCGCGCGUUUUUGAACGGUUGGGGCGGGGACGUUCGCACAUAGAGGUAUAAGAUUAGAGUAGGGGAGAUAUAGACUCUACUACAAGUGGAAGUGUCCCUCUAACUAAUAGAAAGAGAAAGAAGAUGAGAGACCGCUAGCUUCUCUCUAAUCGCGCAUGCGCAUUGGCAACCGUUAGAAAUCAGAAAUCAAUAUAUUAUCUUUAUUCAAAUUGGAUGUAUAGUACAAUUCUUUUGAAUCGUCCAAAAAUUUUUUUCCCUACCACUCGUUACGGACAUAUUUUUUAUUUUUUAGCUACGGAGAAAAAUAUCUUACUAUUUCCAUGUGAUGCCAUGCAUCACAAGAGAGAGAUAGCUAGCGGUCUCUCAUCUUCUUUCUCUUUCUACUAGACGGACACUUUUAGAGCCGCCUUCCCCACUCUAUUCCUCGUACUCUUAUACCUCUAUGCGUUCGCCAUUGCAGUGUUCGCGGCGCGUCAGUUGCCGGCGGGCACGGGCCGAACGCGCACGUUGCUGAAGGGGCGGGGCGGGGACGUUCGCGAGCACAAUGUUCGCGGCGCGCGGCGUUCUCGAGCGCUGCGUCAGUUACCGGCGGGCACGGGACGAGCGCGUGCGAACGCGCCCGCGCCGUUCGCGUGGCCGUUGCUGAAGCCGUUCUUCACGGCGCCGUUCUUGUAUGCACUUGUUGCCUUUAUCUCCGUCGUCUCCGGCUGCGGAGAUUUGGCGCGGACCUGGGAAACAAUAAAUUGACACUUAAUUUAAUAUCACACUAAUAUAAAAAGCCGAAAGUUUGUGAGUGUGUAUGUUUGUUACUUCUUCACGUCUCAACGGCUGGAGCGAUUUAAAUAAAAUUUGGUAUGGAGUUAGCUGACACCCUGGAUUAACACAUAGGCUACGUUUUACUGCAGGAAAAUAUCCCUAAUAAACCGCGGGGCAAAGCUAGUGUGUAUAUAUGUGUGUGUCUGUGUGGUGUCGAUUUUGUCAUGAUUCUCUAAACCUUUACUUAAAUUUGACAACAGUGCAUCCUUGUCAUUCUCAAUACAGAAUGAAAAGGAGACUGAUGUGAAAUUUAGCUUUAAGUUUAAAGAUGCAUGCCCGAAUCGACACCAAUGAUAGUUGAUUUUUGAAAUUUGAUCAUUCUUUGCUGCGUCUUUUGCUAAACUCUGAUGAUGGAUAAGCUAAUGGAGGAUGAAACUGUGCACGCACUGGGACAGCAAGGAUCAACUCACACACAGUCAUAAUGUGCGCGAUCCUUUAUUCGACGAGCGACUUUUUAAUACCACUUAUCUUGUUUUUUUACCGGCAGCAAAUUCAUAUCUAUUUUCUUCGUAUUAAGGUAUUCGCAAAGGGAAAAACAUGACGCGUCGCUUCGACUCUACGCCCCAGUGUGAGUUGAGCCAAAACUGCGGCGAAUUUACCGUAAUGUAAGCACUGCGACAAAAAACCGCAAGAUAUUUUCAUGCAAAAAUUUGGGGCCACACAGCGCUACGUGGACACUGUUCUAACUUUCCUGAACUACAACAAUAAUUAUUCUAAUGUAUGAUUUGUUUUGAAGUUACAUAAUUUCGGGAUUGCUAUGCUUCUUAUCAUUGUUUUCACAAUAAAAACUAAAAUCACCUUAGCCUUAAAUUAAUAGAGUGCAUGCCGAUCUACCAGACGAACGCAGUCUAUGAACUCUUCUUAGUUUUAGAAGAAUAGGACUUAUUAUAGAAGUCUUUAAAUAAGAAGAAAAACAUGACGGCGUGCAUGCCGAUCCAAUUACAAACCAAUAUUGAAGUAGACGCUACAUGUACUUCAAAUUGUAUGGAAACCGAGGAGCGCCUCAGAUUUCGAGUACUUACGAGAACAAAUAAAUGGUAUUGCCUAUUUCAAUUACAUCGUAUUUACAGCUUAAUAUUAUGGACAUAGUUAGAUAUUUUUUAAAUAUUACGGUAACGCGAUCAAGUAAAUUAGCGUAAAAGGAAGACCUUUGGUCUCCCUUUUGGCACGCGAAGUACAGACUUGCGUUAUUGCGAUCUAUGUCUGUAAAUCCAUCAGACGAACGCACGCGGGUAGUCUCAUUUUUUUAUGUUUAAAAGGGUGGCAAACAAGCUUAUGGCCCGCCUUUUGGCAAAAGGCCACCAAAGCCAAGACGCUUACCUACGAUACAAAAAAUGUCACUCACGCCGUUGCCUACCUUGACACAAUCCCCUGCCCCGCGGUGUCCUGGAUCCUUUCUCAUCGACAAAAACACAAUACCACCAAAGGGUACUGUUAUUUUAUUGUGUUCAUACUCUUAGUGUUUUUAAGGAUAAGGGCUAUCUCACUUUGACCAAUAUUUAUAUAUUACAAUCAGCAAUUUUUAUUAUACAAAAUCCAAUAUACUUUGAAAAUAAAACCACAUUACGUCUGAAUACGCGUAAUAAAUAUAAAUAUGAUAUACGCAUACCUAGGAUUAGUGAUGUAACGAAUAUUCGCAUUCGCGAAUAUUCGCAUAUUUUUGAAUGUUCACAUUCGCAUUCGCAAAAUCUCUGCGAAUGUUUUGCGAAUAUGAAUAUUAGAAAAAAACAAUUUGAAGAAGUUGUAGUUCUACCUUUCCUUGAAUAUUCAUUGUUACACAGCUUGCAUUUAGCUCGUUCAGCAUCGCAAAGUGUGAAAUAAGUCCAUGUUUCACUAGAAUUCGAUUUACCCAUGUUAAUAAAUCAAUAUUCAAACUCUAACCUCAAAAUUCACUUGUUUUGUUUACGGAAAGACCGGUGCGAGCGAAUGACACUUCAGUCGGAUGAGUUCAUAUCAACUCGGCAAUUCGAACGAGACUGCCACCAUGCCAUAGACAAUUGGCGCCAAUUUAAAAAAAAACUAAAUAUUCGCAUUCGCGAAUGUUAAAAAAAUGACAUUCGUCACAUCACUACCUAGGAUAAAUAAUCACUUGUAUUAAAUAGCGCGUUCAGUUCUAGUAUAAAGAUCUUCAAUCAUUUGCCUGCAGAAAUGAAAGCACUCAAUUUGCCACUGUUUAAAUUUAAGUUAAAAAACUGGUUCCUAAAUAAUAUCUUCUUUAGUGUUGAUGAAUAUCACACUUGUAAAACUAAAUAUAAUUUAGGCUCUAAAAUGUAAAUUUUAAUAGAAAAUAGUUUUAAGUUAUGAAUUUUCCCAUUGCAUGCCCGUUGUGGGCACUGUUGUGACUUUAUCAUUGCAAUUCCAACUGCAAAAUUGUACACAGUUUUUAAGCACUAAAGUUAUUAUUAUUAAGAACUCACCUUAGUCUUUGAAGAAUAGGACUGGUUGUAGAAGUCUUUGAAUAGGAAGAAGAACAUGACGGCGUGCAUGCCUAUCCACCAGACGAAUGCGCGCGGGUAGUCGCACUCUAUGAACAAUAGCUGGAACGCGUGCACCAUGAUACCGAUGAAUUGGACCUGGGAAUAAAUAAAUAAUAAAUAAAUUAAUAUUUCCAAUACUCACACCAAUUAGCCUUGCCCCAAAGUAAGCACUAUAAGGCCUGUACAUAUAAGGACUGGAGUACAAAUGCUCGUGUUCAUCACACAAACAUCUACCCCCACCGGGAUUCGAACCCGACACCAUGAAACCCGGCGUACAAACCACUCGGCCACGGAGGUCGUCAAUGGGAACAAAACAUUAGUUUCAUUCAGAAUCAGAUAAACCUUGACCGCCUAUUUAAAAAACGCAAACAAAAGUUAUUAUUAUUUAUUAAAAAAGUUAAACUUGAGACCCAAGCACGAAUUUUAACGUGGCUUGACAUUUAAAAUGGCAAAGCUAAGGAUUUUAUCUCUCUCGGUCUUCCAGGUAACAAUAAUGUGCGAGAGGGACAGAAUCUAAGGCGUCGCCAUUUUAGAUUCGUUUCUUUAAUAGGUAGCGUUUUAGCAGGAACUACCUCCCACUGUCAAGUUAUCAAUUAUAUUCAUCAAUAUUAUGUUUACAAUACUGUCAAAUCUUGUACUAGGAACACGGAAUACGUGUUCAACAAUCGUUGGUGUUAUAUACUCUCGUACUUAUACGUUGGUGGUUUAUAAUAAUUUUAGUUAUUGUAGUGGUUAUUAGUAGUUAUCAAGAUGAAUUUUAGUUUGUGUUUAACUAUUUAUAACACAACAAUUAUACAUAAUUACAUUUAGUUGUUCAGUCUUGCAACUUUAUUGUAAGACUACAAUCAAAACAAAGUAAAAUAAAAUUAAAUAGCAUCAUGUCAUGUUGUUUAAUAAAUAUAAUGCUACACUUGAACAUUGUAGUAUAAGUUAUGCUAUUAUAUUCAUAAGUAUGAUUUUAACACUUCUAGCAAGUAUGUUGCGUUAUUAACAGGAAUUGUUAAGAAUAAACACAUUUUAUGUAAUACUUAUAUGACCCACAAUAAUAGCACAGUAUAAUAGGUAAUACUUGUGCCAAGACAGUUGGAGCUGCAAUUUGUCAAAUGUGGUUUUGAAUAUCCACGUACAUAUCGCAAUAUAUAACGACUUUAGAAUAACUUCAAUCAUUAUAAUAAAGACACAAGACAAAAUUGGUGUCAACACAAAGUAGGUAUAAAAUAAACUGUGACACAAGUUUUCAAUGGUCAAGGGAAUACAAAUAAAUAAUUGUACGUUAAGAAAGACGAUUGUGGUGCACAAAAAUAGUAUUUAUUUAUUAUCGUACCUGAAUCGAUAGCGCUACAUCUCUUUUCUAUUGAAAUAAAAGAACACUUUGCCCCUUUUGGUGGCGUACUACAAAAAUUAAUCAGUACUUUGCAAAAGUCACUUGAAACUUGUAACACUUUGUUUUUUAUAGAUUAACAGCUGUUUAUGUACUAAUACUGCAUAAGCGUGUGACAUUCCCCGAAUGUAGAUGAAGCUUGUAACGUCGCUAUACAAGCUUCUUACAAAGGAUACAAGUUUGCAUCAAAUUAAGUCGUCAUGCAACCUCUUUGUCACACUGUCGCAUCCAAGUUGAGAUUUCGAUUCCAAAGAAAAAUUUAGUAAUGCGGACUCUAAUGGGGGUGCUUUGUGGGCGAUGACAACGGCAAUAAUAAAUAGUUAUAAUUUUUACAGCUUGCAACUUAAGAAUGGCUAGAAGAAUUUCGACGCGGUCCGUGAGGGUCGCGGUAGCAUAAUUGGUCAGUGCAUUCGCCCGGAUUGCGAAGGGUUCGAGUCCUGUCUGCUGCCUGGUCCGCGUGGAUUUUUUUCUAGUUAUAUUUUCUUUAGGCAAUAAUAAAUGUUGAAUAGUAAUUAAAAUUAAAAAAAAAAAAUCGUUUUGCUCACCAUCUGCAGCGUCGUUAAGUACUUCUUCCACCACAAGUAAGGCCUCAUCUGCGGCCCCAUAGCGGCGAGCAUGUAGUACGAAUACAUGAUGAUGUGCACGAAUGUGUUCAGCAGACCGAAGAACGUCGAAUGUCCGCCCGGAGUGAACUUGACUCCGAACCAUACGGACAUGGGCAUCACGCCGUGGUGGAUCACGUGCAACGUGGACACGUGGUCGAAUUUCUUUCUCAGCACGAAGAAAAUCUGCGGGCGAUAUGAACAAAUGAAUAACGCUUGGAGGGAUAAGCAAAUGAAUAACAUUGCUUUCCAAGAACAAGGAAGAUAUUUGUGGGAAUAAACAAAUGAAAAACACGUCUUUCUUAGCACAAAGAUCUGCGAGCGAUUAGAAAAGGCAAGAACGUGGAGUGAUUGUCCCGGGUAAAUUUUACCAAGAACCAUUCGGCCAUGGGUAUCACGUCGUGGUGAUUCACGUGCAACGUGGACACGUGGGCGAAUUUCUUUCUUAGCACAAAGAAGAUCUACGGGCGACACGAACAAAUGAAUAAACCAGCUCGUUCAGUUGCCCAAAUCGCGUUUUAGCUAUACCCUCGACGCUAACUUUAGAACAACAAAUGAUUUGGACAUAAAGUUAACUAGAAAAGAUGAACAAACAAAUGAAUUAUGUAGCUGGUAUUGUGAUUACAGAUGAUGUAAUAAAACCGUCUUGGGUAGAUCAGGUUUUCCAGUAACAUUUGAUUUAGAUAUAAAAGUCUAAAAACAACAUUGUAAGUUUUUUGCGACAUAUUUUAUGUCUUUGCACAAAAAACUACCAAAUGUCAAAAUUACUUUUUUACAAUGCCAUUCGACAUUAAAAUAUUGUAAAAACCAUACAAAAUUUAUUCGUAAAGGCCCGUCUUUUUUAACAUUGUGAGGAGAAUCAUUUCAUCAACCGAAGCUUAGGUAUCUUAUAUUUCUGAAAUAACAAUAAAGAUAUAAGAUAAAGAAGAAGGCAAACUAUGCGAAAUGCGACAUCGUAAAUUCAUGGCUGUGAUAUAUUUAUUUCUAUAGACCUUGAUCUCCAUGUAUUUUAAGCUGGUAAAUAUGUUAUAAUUUGCUUUAAUAAUAUAUUGUUUUACACUUUCAUGGUUACUAACAUUAUCGUUAUUAACGGGAAAGUACCUACAUGGUAGCAAUCCCGUUAAGAAACUGUUACUUCGUAAUCAUGGCGCUUGCUUGCAUACAGUGGUGUCGAUUCUGGCAUGAUUCUCUAAAGCUAACUUAAAUUUGACAACAGUGCAUCCUUGUCAUUCUCUAUACAGAAUGAAAAGGAGAGACUGGUGUUAAAUUUAGUUUUAAGUUUAGAGAAUCUUGCCAGAAUCGACGCUAGUGUCGAAAUAUCGGAGACUCAUAAAAAUAAGGAUUUACUUGGUAGUAUAAUCCCGUUAAUAACUAUAAUUUGCUUUAAUUAUCAAUAUUGAUAUAUUUUUCUACAUUUGGAUUUUUUACAACGUCAAGCUACGAUCCCUCCUUUAGAUAGGUAUAAAAAACAAUCAGAUAUCAUGAACAUUUCUCUAUUACAGAAUACAAGCUAUUGGGAACAAUGGUGUCAGAACAACCAGAAGAACGGUGAUAUAAUAAAAAAUCUCAUUUUCUACCACUAUCAAACGAAACAUAUCGUUCAGAUUAGAUGGUUCUGGGGUUAUGAGCCUUGAUCUGAAUGGGAAUUAAACCCAGGACCAAGAAAGUUCAACAUCCACUGUUGAAUAAUGUAGCGAGAUUUCUCUAUGGAAAUUGCUAUGAUAAAAGUCAUAUAUUAUUAUAUGUAUAAGUAGUAUAACACAUUGUAUUUAUCCAUGUGCAUGAUGUCACUGGACAAUAUUAAUAAGUUAUAUAUAGGUCAAGCAAAACAAGUUCCUUUAAAGACCAGUUCAUGUUUUUUUGAUCCGGUUGAGAAGAUCUAGUUUGACCUCUGCUUUAACUCUCGUGACUUUUAUAUUCUAACGGGGAAGUUCGAUAAUAAAAAAUGAGUAAGGUCGCCUCAAUGGUUUAGUGAACUCUGCUGAGUAAAGGAUAAGAAGAAAGUUAGGUUUUGAUUGUUUACUUGUAAACUGCAUUGUAAGCUCAAUCCACCUGGUGCCUCAUGGUGGGGAGGUCUUUUUGAGGGACUGAUAGGCAUUGUUAAAAACAUAUUGAAGAGGGUCUUAGGAAUUUCCUGUUUGAGCUAUGAACAAUUAUUGUUGACUGUGAUUUAUGAAUGCGAGUCUUUUGUAAAUUCGAGACCUAUUGCCUAUGUUAGUGACGAUACUCAAGAACCAAAAGCCUUGGCACCUUCUAUGUUUUUGAUAGUUCGACAGGGUGAUAAUCUAGGUACGAUAGUUUUGUACGAUGACAAUGAGUUGUCUGCGAAAAAUUUAAGUCGUCAUAGGAGCGAAUAUUUAGGUUUACCUACACUCUCGGAAAAAUAAAAAACGUUCCUUCUUUUGUACCUAAGGUGAUAUUGUUAUUGUUGCAAAUGAUACAGACAAGCGUGUCCGAUGGCCUUAGGCAGUGAUUGUAGAGGUGAUACCGGGCAAAGAUGGCAAAGUGAGGAUUGCAAAGGUUCGCACUAGUAAGGGAAUGUUAGUGAAACCUGUUCAGAAAAUGUAUCCUCUGGAAUUUGUCACUGACUUUAACUGCUAAGCGGCAAGUAUUCAGUACUAUUUUUUUAAGUCGGGACGAUGCUGUCAAUGUUUCGCUCGCGUUUUUCAUUUUUACUAUAAAUUGUAAUUAUUGUACAUAAUAAUGUUCUCAUUAAAAAAAAGUAAAGAUUUUAACAAGAUAAAUGAGGAUCUACAUUUAAGUAAAAUUUUCUUUGCACACUUAUGAUGUUAAUCUAAAUACCUCGGGGUUUGUGGUCGUGUUUAAAAUAACAAAUAUUAAUUAGUUUUUAAAUAGGCUGUUGCAUAAAAAUUUAAUAAGAAAAUUAAAAGUUAAUGAUAUGUUUGAACCGCAACAUUUUCAUUAUGUAUAAUAAUGGGGCGAGAUUUACCGACAUAUAUGAUUUAAUGUAAUUAUUUCUCUCAUUUGUAUCAUUUACGAUUUUCCAUAAGUAUAUUGCAAAGUUGUCAUUACUUAUCAAUGAACUUACCGUAUCAAAGAAUUCGGUGAAUUUUGAAAAAUAAUACCACCAACACGCAUGUACCAUCUGAAAUGUUAUAAUGUAUAUUAGAAUUUGCCUUAAAAUCUAAAUAAAAUAAUAUCAAUGUUUGUAAAAAAACUAUGUAUUGUUACAAUGAAUUCUUAAUCUAGUGGUAUGAAGCUUGCAAGUUAAUCUAAAGGCGAAUGUUUAUGACUGAUUAGUUUAUUAAAAAAUAAUAUAUUUGUAACCUAUGAAAAUGUGGCAUGAUGGACUGAAUGAAAAUUAUUCUAUCUAUUGUGUGAUAGUAAUAAUGAAGUAUUUAUACUGAUUUAAAUGCGAUGUUGGUGUUAAAAUGCCAUUAUGUAAUGAAUGAUCUUACAGCUAAGUCAGUAUUGAUCUCUUUUUCAUGCAAAGAUCCAGGGGCUUGUUCUGUGCAAUCAGUGAAAAAUGCAGCUGUACUCAUAACAUGGGUGAAAUAGGCAAUCAGAUUUGUAAAUUUUGAAAGAUAAAAAGGUGAUUUUAGAUAUCUCUGUUUUUUCAAUUAACAUUUUUAUUUUUAGUUAACAUCAACGUAUGCUUUGUUCACACUUGGGUUUUCAGUAAAUAAAAAAAAAAGAUUGGUGUUUUUUUAUAGCCAUGUAGAGAAGAGGCAAAAUGGUAGCCACGGGUUCGGUUAUUUAAUAAACAAUGGUAAUUCACCCUUAUUGUUUGUGGAUGUUUGGAGUGGUCGACUGGUUGACACUGAUAGCUAUACCUGCCUGUGAACCAGCCAGAUGCCCCGAUCUGAAACAAUACACCGUCACCAUACCCUAGUCAAUCUAAUAUUUACACAAAGUCACAUGCAUUCUCAUGUGAGCGAAUCUGUUAACCACCACUCUAAAUAAAAUCUUAUGUAAGAUAAUACAUAUAUAUACAAAAUGAUUAAAUAUCUGUUUUCUACAAGGGUAAGUUCAUAAGUUUUUGGAGCAUACCUCGCUUGUUCACUGUUUGGUAAGCAAUUUCAAUUGUUUUGUGUUUCAUUUGUUUUCUAUUAUCAAUAUACAUGCAAUUUUUAUAAUAAAAACGAAUGAACUAACCCAUAUACAAUACUAAUGUUAGUUUAUGAUGCCGAAACUUGUACCAUUCGACAUUUGAUAUUAUACUAACGAAAUAUAACUUAGACUACUUAUAUUGAUAUCCCCUGAUAUACGAUAAUUUUAUACACAAGACAUACUCAAUGAGUAUUUACAGUUGAUAAUUGUUAGUUUUGUUGCGAUUUGUUGAAGAGCCAUUUGCUUCACUUACUCUUGUGGCUACAGGAUUGUCUGAAUAGUCCACAGGUUCACACUUAAAACUGUAAUGUUUCAACCAACCCCCCAUCAAGCUCUGGGUAGGGUAAGGUAAUAAGAUUAACACAAAGUAGAAUUAGCAAUUAACAAAAUAGUAGAGAAAAAUCUAAUAUUAAUUAGGUAUAUAGGCCAACUUGCACCAACAUUCAUAAAUUACAUCAAAGUUUCAUCCAGUAUAGCAUAGUAAGAAACGAAAUCUAGUAGUCUUAUAUAUUAUAUCACUACUCUACUAGGAACCGGAGUUUUAUUGCUUUUUAAUUUUUUUUUAUAGUCUCCACUAGGUUUUUUGCAUUGCAGUAAAUGCUGCACGAAAUGAAGAUUCAUAUCAUGUUCCCAUAUUAUUGAUGUGACUAAUUAAAGGUAUAUCAUCUGGGAGUGUUAUUGAACUAGGUUUAGCUUCAUGGGCUCGCAUACAAAUUUGAUUUUACAAUGUUGGUGCAGAGGAAUUAAUUAACUCUAAAGUUCGAUUAAAGUUUUUGCUAGCACUUCUUUGCUAUAACAGUAAAGUAAGACAACACAUGAGUUUAAGAGCCUCCGCUGCCUUAGGGCCUGCGCUCAGUUAAGCGGGGGCACGGAGUGGAUGUCCGCUCCGCUUGCUAUUUGAAGUCAUUUUGUAGAGCAAAGCUGCGUUCAAAACCUACGUUCUAGGUGCAACAAAUGUCAAAGUUGACAUUAGCUUCAUAUAUUUUAUGUCAAAAGUAACAAGUUCUAAAAUACAUCAGAGUAAAAAGUGCCGCUCAGAGCGUAGGUUUUGAACGCAGCCCAGCGCUGGGUGAAGCCGGUCAGCGACGGCGCACGCUCGAUUGGCUGGUUUCUGUGUUCUUGUCUUCGUCGUCUUUUGGCUUGGUAGUAUUAUAAAAAAAACUUAACGUUUGUUCACCCGCGCGAUCGGAAUUGUACUGGCGCGGCGCUGUGAGAGUCGGUUGAACGAGCCCACGUGUUGAACGGGUCCCGCCACGGAGCACGGAGCAAAUCUCCGCGACGGAUGUCCGCUCCAUACUCCGUCGCGGAUAAUUCAAACACAUCGCGCCGCCCGUACAAUUCUGAUCGCGCGGGUGAACAGUCGUUAAUGGAUUAUUUUUGUUAAUAAUACUACCUAGCCAAAAGACGACGCAGACAACUGCUUUCAGCAUAGAGAUGGACACUUUUGGAGCCGCCUUUCCCACUCUAUUCUUAUACCUCUAUGGCUUUAAGGCAGUUGACGCCCUAAGGUAGCAGCAGGCAAAUGACAUAAAAUUGAUUUCAUGUCUCCGAGUAUGGCUGUUAAAAUAUUGAACUUUAAGCAGUAUAGCACUCUUUAUAGUUUGUAAUUAGACAACAUAGCUACUGACUAGAUUUUAAGCUGUGAAGUAAUAAUUAUU